AUGGAGCUACCAGAGACGAUCUUGAUUGUCGGAGGCGGGGUGUUUGGAUUAUCAACCGCCUUGUCACUCUCAGAACGCCAUCCCAACAAGAAAAUAACUCUAAUCGAAGCCUCGUCCACAAUCCCCAACCCACACGGCUCAUCAGUCGACACCUCACGCAUUAUUCGCGCAGACUACUCAAAUCCCGCAUACGCCAAACUCGCGGCAGAUGGGAUCAAGAAAUGGCGCAGUACAGAAUGGGGUCAAGAAGGUCGCUACACAGAAAAUGGCCUGGCUCUACUAUAUACAGAAGGCAACUCUGAUUCCGAGAACUACACGAAAAAGAGCUACGAGAACGUGAAAAGGUUGUUGCAGGAGGAAGGCGAAAGCCUGGAAAGUAUUGCGGAGAAAUUGGUUUAUCUACCAAACCAAGCCGCGUUGGAGAAAGUUGUACCGCGAUAUGCGGCGGGCAUGAACAUCUCAGGAGGGUAUCUCAAUCGAGGAUCAGGAUGGGGUGAUGCCGAAGCUGGUGUGCGAUUCGCAAAGCAGAAACUUGAUCAGACGGGCAAAGUCGACGUCAAGCAUGGGGAAGUAGAAAGAUUGCUGUUUGAGGAGACAUCGUCAACUUCCCAGGCCAAAGUUACUGGCGUUAUACUGAAGGAUGCCACUGGCAGCACCUCGAUAAUCAAGGCAGACCUCGUCAUCCUUGCCACCGGUGCAUCGACAGGCAAUUUAGUCGAUCUGCGCGGCAUCGUCGACGCUACAGGUCAGGUAUUGGCAUACAUCAAAAUCACCGACGAAGAGCAGGCCCAACUUGCAGAUAUGCCCACCAUCCUCAGCUUCUCGACAGGUAUGUUCAUCAUCCCUCCACGAAACAACCUGCUCAAAAUCGCUCGCCACGCAUAUGGUUACUUGAACCCGUCGGAUGUUCCGAUACCUGGUGCUACCACCACCUCUUCAUCAUCACACACCAUGAAAAUCAGUCUGCCCGUGUAUGACCUAGCAAUCCCAGCCGAGGGGGAGAGAGCAUGUCGCCAGGCGCUACGUGAAAUUCUACCUCUGUUCGCCGAGAGACCGUUUGCGCGGACCAGGAUAUGUUGGUACUCGGAUACGUAUGUUAUCCAGCCCCCCUUUCAUAUACCCGAGUUGUACUUUUAUAUACACGAAACAAAAGACUCACCCAUGAACAGCCCUACCGGCGACUUCCUCAUAUCCUACCACCCAUCCCAUGCAAACCUCUUCCUCGCCACCGGCGGCAGCGGCCACGGCUACAAAUUCUUCCCUGUGCUCGGAGAUCAAAUUGUGGACGCCCUCGAGGGCAGACUAGAUGCCGAAUUACAGCAAUUGUGGAAAUGGCCGGAGCAGCGACAUAUUACUGAAAAGCACGGUGGAGAGUUUGUGGUGACCAAGGACGGGAGUCGGUCGGGGAAGAUCGGGAUGGUAUUAAAAGAUGAGCUUGCAAAGUCUAGUCGUUUAUAA
This is a messenger RNA of Talaromyces amestolkiae, 1458 nucleotides long. RefSeq lists its product as uncharacterized. Lineage: Eukaryota; Fungi; Ascomycota; Eurotiomycetes; Eurotiales; Trichocomaceae. Bases 1 to 1458 code for a protein of 485 amino acids. The transcript is spliced from 2 exons. The record is from RefSeq and is a predicted model, not a curated record. Gene Ontology annotation, molecular function: proline dehydrogenase activity; L-pipecolate oxidase activity; flavin adenine dinucleotide binding.